Molecule: messenger RNA, 2650 nt
Organism: Notolabrus celidotus (New Zealand spotty)
Lineage: Eukaryota; Metazoa; Chordata; Actinopteri; Labriformes; Labridae
Gene: pdlim2
Product: PDZ and LIM domain 2 (mystique)
Exons: 10
Coding region: 429-1526 (365 amino acids)
Biological process (GO): heart development; actin cytoskeleton organization; muscle structure development
Cellular component (GO): adherens junction; filamentous actin; Z disc
Molecular function (GO): actin binding; muscle alpha-actinin binding
Source: RefSeq, a predicted model, not a curated record
CGUCUCCUCCCUCCUCUCUGAUGCACGCGACACGCCCCGUGCUGCUGGCUCUGUCAAAAUCUUUUAUUUUGGUAAUAGCACAUGGCACCGCGAGCCCAUUUCAGUGAUAGCACUGCGCGCGAGUCUACAGGUAGUGUUCAUGCCGCGCGCCACUUAAACAUCUGAAACAUCAGGGGACAGACCGACAAAGGACUACCAGCUCCUCAUUAUCGCUCCAGUGUUUCAAUAUUGACGGACAGGGGUCGAAAAGCUGCUGUUUACUCUGUUUUUUGGACAUUUUUUUGUUGUCAGUAUUUGAAGUAACCUGCUGACUUCAGGGUGUGUGCUCAGCGUUUUGUCGAGGAGCUUCAACAGGUGGAGAAGGCAGCUUUAAUUAACCUGCACUCACAUUGAGAUUUGACAAGUGAGUGUGCUGGACAGAUCCCAAAAUGGCGCUGACAGUCAACCUAAUUGGCCCAUCACCGUGGGGCUUCAGGAUAUAUGGAGGAAGAGACUUCAAGAAGGCCAUUACUGUAUCCAAGGUCAACGGGGGCAGCAAAGCAGAGACGGCGGCACUGCAACCUGGUGACAUUAUCUUGGAGAUCAAUGGUGAAAACACAACCGACAUGCUGAACGUCGAGGCCCAGAACAAGAUCAAGAACUCCAAGACUCAGUUGAAGCUGCUAGUGGAGAGACCUGAGCCUGCUGGACCUGGACAGACCAACGGCAUCAGCACCCCUGAGCAGCUCACUGGACGCUUCCAGGAGGCAGUAAUCGUGAGUCGAGAUGAGAAUCAGAACUACAGAGAGUACAUCUCCAGCCCUGCAUCAAUGUCGCCAGGACCUUAUUCACCAAAUCCUCCUGCCAGUCCUGACGGAAAGAAAGAGAGACUGACGCCCACUAACAAGAGCAUCCAGCUGCGUUCAUGGUCUCCAGAGGAGAAGAGUCAGCGGCUGUCCAGACCCCCGUCACAGGAGUUCUCCCCUUCAGACUACAGGAAUAACUCCGUGUCCAGCAGAACCCCGACCCCACCAGGGCGCUACUCACCUCAGAGCCCCACUGAGCGGGAUGUGCCCACGUCCCCUCGUCGCAGCAGUUCGAGCUCUGAAUUUAACAUGCAGAGGUUCGACAAGGAGUCAGAGGUGUACAAGAUGAUCCAGGAAAACAAGGAGUCCCGCACAGCGCCUCGUCAGUCCAACACCUUUAAAAUGCUGCAGGAGGUCCUGGAGGCCGAUGAGAAAGAGGCAGUCGUGCGGUUCCCAGGGAAACUCUCACCCAACCCACCCCAAACCAGCACAGCAGUGGGAGGAGCCCGGAAAAACCACACCUGUGAUAAGUGUGGCACCAGCAUUCUCACGCUGGCCGUACGCAUCACAGACGACCAUUACCGCCACUCAGAGUGCUACACCUGCACGGAUUGCGGUCUUAACCUCAGGAUGAGAGGUCACUUCUGGUUUGGAGAUGAGAUGUACUGUGAGAAGCACGCCAAUCACAGGCACCAAAACCAAGGGAGCAACCCUCAAACCACUGUGUCCCCCCGCCAUUAAGUCUGCUUGCCUCCCACCUGCUCUGCUCUGCUCUGGACCGAGACUGCUGCAUGUCUACCUGAAGCUCCACCUCUCCUGACUCAGACAGACCUUUUAAAAUAAGGGUGUGGAGGUGGACACUGGUCAACAGCACAGCCCAGGAUAUGCUUUUGUGAUCACAUUUAACCACAUUUUGCAAUAUAAUGAUUCACUUUCUUGCCUUUCUUCUAUCAGUAUGAAAAUUGGGGCUUUUUUUUCUUUUGAAUAGCCAAUCUGCAACGGCCUCUUUAGGUCUAUUCUUAGCUCUAAUGAUGCACAGCUGCUGUGGCCUCGAGCCACAUUACAUUACAAUAAGGCCAGUUUUAUAAACUCCAAUGCUUUAGACACACUCAACAGGACCGUCUCUCUGACCCCGAGGGUCCGGACUAUCAGCUGAACCUCCUGAUGACACAAAGGGACCAAAAUCUCACCUACACUGCAUGCCAACUUAAAAAUGUACUGUACACAGAAAGUGCUGUGUGGGUUCAAGCUUUCACUUGCAGAGGUGUGGUGGCUUCUGCUUGACUUUCCUCUGUGUGAGACUGUGUGAGACUGUGUGUGUGUGUGUGUGUGUGUGUGUGUGUGUGUGUGUGUGUGUGUGUGUGUGUGUGUGUGUGUGUGUGUGUGUGUGUGUGUGUGUGUGUGUGUGUGUGUGUGUGUGUGUGUGUGUGUGUGUGUGUGUGUGUGUGUGUGUGUGUGUGUGUGAGAGAGAGAAAGAGAAGAAAGGUCUGAGUUGUUAUAGACACACAGCAGUUUGUGAUUUUGCGCUAGAGUCAGGCCAAAAGCCCUCAAGAUUUUCUACAUUUCUUUUUUAAGAAGAAUUUAUGAGUAGAAAUAAUGAAAAAAAUAUAUUUACUGGCUUGUUUUGCUGUUUUGUUUCUUAUGAGGGACUAUAGAUUCAUACGAUAUACAAAUAUUUUGAUGUUUUUGUGAUUGAACUGUAUUCUAUAAUAUAGAUCAUUUAAAGAGCAUAAUGUAUGCACAGUGCAUUUAGUGUGAGAAGAGUUGAUGGUGAUACUACACAUGUCCAGUUACAGCAGUACUCCCCGAUACACUAUGUUUUCAUUUCAUGUGGCACUUAAUAAAAUCGCACAACUUGAAGCUUC